Cannabis sativa is the source of this 638-nucleotide messenger RNA. RefSeq lists its product as uncharacterized. Gene Ontology annotation, molecular function: cysteine-type peptidase activity. Gene Ontology annotation, biological process: proteolysis. NCBI's taxonomy places the organism in Eukaryota, Viridiplantae, Streptophyta, Magnoliopsida, Rosales, Cannabaceae. The record is from RefSeq and is a predicted model, not a curated record. Bases 1 to 492 code for a protein of 163 amino acids. The transcript has 2 exons.
AUGUUAUGUGGUUCCCCUUGGCAUUUGUGCGAUCAUGUUUUCUUUAUCAUCCAUAUGGAGACUGAAUCACAUUGGAUUCUUGGUCGAUUGAAUAUUGAGGAAAGGCGUGUGUACAUGUACAACUCCUUGUCGACUGCUAUGAAAGAUAGUGCUGCUAUCAAAGCUUGUCAGCCAUUUGCGGUGUUGUUGCCCCACGUUUUUGCUUUGUUUGAUGAGUUCAAAAAGGAAAACAAACCGGUUUGUUUAGACCCUUUCGAAGUUGUUAAGGUUGAUGGUUUGCCUCAACAAACCUCGAAUGACUGUGGUUGUUUCGUUGCAUCGUUCGCCGAAUACUUUAUUGAUAUGAAUCCGAUUCCUCCCAUAUUUGAUGUUGAGAAACACCGUGAUAGGCUUGCUGUGUUGUUCUAUAAGUAUGCUCGCAUGAAAGAAGUGGAAUUUAUUGAUAGUGAAGAUGAGGCUCCUCCAAAGGGUCCAAAGAAGAAUUUGUCUUAGUUAUCUAUUGGUUGUUGUUUGAAAUACUACUUUUUUUUAUGUAGCUUUUGUUUUUUCUAUUACCAGAUUAUGUUCAUAAUCAUAGACAAGUUGUUGUUUCUAUCAUGUUUUUUUCUUAAUUGGAAUUGGUUUUUAAUUUGUUCAUA